AUGGCUCAACCAUAUCUACCAGCGGAGAAAUUUCUCUCCCGAAAACAGGAGACAAUUCUGCUCGACGAUGACGUCAUCUACUGGAAACGAAUGCAACAAUUGACUGUAUUCCAGGAGCCGUCGGUCGUCUCUUCUGUCAGAAUCUCACCGAAGAAGCCGUUCCACGUGGCGACGACUUCGAGUGUCCGUCUGACACUCUACGAUACGACUGUCUGCGAACCGUUGAAUUUGUUCAGUCGAUUCAAAAAAGGCGUCUGUUCCAUCGAUUUCAGACAUGAUGGACGACUUCUAGGAAUCGGUGGUGACGAGGGAAAAGUGCGAAUCUUCGACGUGGAAAAGACGACGGGCACAUCGAAAGUUGCUCUCCGCGUGAUGCAAGCCUCCCAAUCGACCGUCAAAUCUGUCCAUUUCUCACCACGAGGCGACACAAUCUUCUCACUCGCCGACGACGGAAAAAUCAAACAAUGGCUUGUCGCAGACACGGCGUACGGUGUCAACGCGGUGCCACUCGUCGAAAUUCAGGCGCACGACGACGCGAUCAGAUGUGGAGCCGUCUCGUCGAUCAAUGAUCAUUGCGUUCUGACGGGUGGAUACGAUCAUAAAGUUCGUCUUUGGGAUAUUCGAAGCAAGGAGAAAACGAUGGAAUUGGAUUGUGAGCAUCCCGUCGAAUCGGUGCUCUUUUUGCCCGGAGAACAGUUGAUUGCCACUGCGGCGGGCCCGAUUGUUAAAAUCUGGGACACGACCACCGGCCGCCCGCUGACGGCUCUCCAAGCUCACUAUAAGACGGUGACAUCUCUCCGUUUGGCAACCAGAUCGACAUGUCUUCUGACCGCCGGAAUCGAUCGUCGAGUGAAUGCAUUCCGAACGACGAAUUACUCACUGAUUCACUCGUGGUCAAUGCCAUCGCCAAUUUUGGAUUUAGACGUCUCCCGAGACGAUGAAACGAUGGCGAUUGGAAUGGGAAAUCUGUUGGCACUCUAUCGGAGAGCUGAGAUCAAAAAAGAGACGACGGCGUCUGCUUUAAUUGAAGAUAAGAAAGCGAUGAUUCGAGUCGCCGCGCCGCCCGUUAAACUCGCUGAAAAAGAUCGAGAGACGCAGAAAGUUGAGGUGGUGGCGAAGAGUGCGGAUCGGCUGAAAAUACCCAAGAUUGAUGGAAUGUUGACGAAUUAUAAACAUGCUGCUGUGAUUAGACUUCUUUUUGGAGGAAAAUUCCGUUCAAGUGUCGACGCCGCAAUCGUCAGCUAUCUCCGUGUCAUCGUGAUGCGUGGAGCCAUUCACAGAGCACUCGGUGGACAGGAAAUCAGUGUGCAGAAGAAUUUGUUGAUAUUCCUGAACCAUCAUCUCUUCAAAACUCAAUAUUUCCCCACUCUCAGAGAAGUCGCUCUCGCAUAUUUCGACGUGUACUCAUCUGAAAAAUUGGAUCAAAACGUUGUGAAACAAGUGCAACGACUGAAAACGACACUAAGCCGUGAGCUGGAAGUGCAGAAAAUGAUCUCCUCAUUGAUCGGAUCGAUCGAUUUGAUCGUUUCGACGACGAAGAUCAAUGUAAAGUCAUCGAGUGAUUUGGUUCUGGAAGAGGACGAUGUAUUCGGAGAGCCAAUUAUUCGAGCCAAAGAUUUGGAUGAGUUGAAACCGUCGGAUGUUGGAAAUGAUGGAGAAGACGGGGAUAUGGACACUAAUUAG
Molecule: messenger RNA, 1683 nt
Organism: Caenorhabditis remanei
Lineage: Eukaryota; Metazoa; Nematoda; Chromadorea; Rhabditida; Rhabditidae
Exons: 6
Coding region: 1-1683 (560 amino acids)
Biological process (GO): rRNA processing; positive regulation of transcription by RNA polymerase I
Cellular component (GO): nucleolus
Molecular function (GO): protein binding
Source: RefSeq, a predicted model, not a curated record